GUACCUAUCUAUUAUCGGUCCUAGUCCGCCGCAGGUAGACAAAAUAUUCGUCAUACUAAUUAGUGCAUAAAUUAAGUUCUCUCGAUUCCGUUCCUAAGACGAGCACGUAUGUGAAAUAGAGAGCUCAAUCUAUUUUCGUGGGAAUUAAUCAUAGAUUUUUUUUUGUGAAAAAAAAGUGAAGAAAAAAAAAAACUUAUUGAGGAUUCUUAAUAUGUUCGGAAUCUGAAUCGGGAUUUGACAGGUAACUUAAAGUUUUUUUUCUACAGAAUUCCUUAACAAUGAAGAAAUCCAGUGUUUAUAUACUUUCCUUGUUGGUUUUGUUGAAUGUCUUUAGACUACUACAUUCAUACGAGUGCCCGGAGUACAUGCGGCGCCGAUACGACUUUAUUGUAGUUGGAUCUGGAUCUGCAGGAACAGUUCUCGCCGCGCGACUCUCAGAAGAUCCGGACCACCGUGUUCUCCUGGUGGAGGCCGGCGAGUCUGACAGGGAGAGGAAGGAAACUCCGUACAUGGACAUCCCUGCCCUAUAUCCCCUGCUAGUGAACUCCAGUGUAGAUUGGGGAUAUUACAGCGUACCGCAGAAAUACGCAGGAUACGCCUACAAUAACAGGCAAUUUCCUCUCCCUCAAGGAAAAGUUAGUGGAGGAACAUUCAGUAUCAACAAAAUGAUUUAUCAGCGAGGAAGUCGACACAUCUAUGAUUAUUGGGCAUCAUCCGGGGCAUCGGGUUGGAGCUUCCGGGAAAUUCUGAAAUACUUCCGGCGGUCCGAGGAUAUCGCUGUUCCCGAGUUAGCUAGAUCAACGUACCAUGAGAGGUGUGGUAACCUCCGCGUGUCUCGUUUACCUCCCAGCCCCUUCCUUAACACCUAUCUGAAUGCUGCCAACACCCUGGGAUACAAAACCAUCAACUGUAACGAGGGAGCAGAUAUUGGUAUCUGCAGGAUACAUACUAACAUUAAGUUUGGUGAGCGAUGGAAUACAUUGAAGGGAUUCAUAAGGCCUGCUCUGGGGAGACGAAACCUUGAUAUGGUCACAGAUGCACAUGUCUCCAAGGUAUUGAUUUCCGACAGAAGAGCUAAAGGAAUAGAGUUCAUACAUCGAGGAAUUUCCUUCAGUGUCCAGACAGAUAAAGAAGUGAUCCUGGCGGCCGGAACUUACGGAUCACCAGCAAUCCUGAUCCGAUCUGGCAUCGGACCACGUGACCAACUACAGAAACUUCAGGUACCACCCAUCUCUUUGGUUCCAGUUGGAGAAUCUCUUCAGGACCAUCCUACAAUCAGUCUUAGAGUUCUUGUCCAGCAACCAACCAUCAAACCACACGCUAUUGCUGACCAGGUGAAAAACAACCAGUAUCUAUUUCAGAGAACAGGAUUGCUAGCAGAACUUCGUGGCACCGAGGCUCUACUGACGUUCCAAUCUGACCCGACCUCUAUUAUCGCUUAUCCUGACCUUCAGAUAACCUUCACAAGUUCUCUUGGUGACCAUGACCCAAUGAUUGACUACGUAGGAAAUAAAAAUAUUUCUUUUAUAAAGUCCUGGUUCUCCUUAGCGAGAGGCAGAGAUGGUAUAACUCUCAACAUCAAACUGUUACAUCCCACAAGCAGAGGGACAUUAACAUUGAAUAGUUUGGACCCAAAAGUUCCUCCUGUCAUAGACCCGGGAUAUUUAUCAUCUCCUGAUGAUGUCAGAGUUCUUAUAAAAGGAAUCAGAAAAGCACAGGCACUGAUACAAACACCACAGUUUCAGGAAAUGAAAGCCUCUUUGGGACCUUCCUUCUCGGGUUGUCUACAUUUUGCACGUGACUCUGAUGCAUACUGGGAUUGUUAUAUUCGCCAUUUCAUGGAACCAGGGCACAACCCUGUCUCAACAAAUAAAAUGGGAUCCGUAAAUGAUGGUUCAACAGUUGUUGGUCCCGAUUUGAAGGUAAAGGGUAUAACUGGUCUACGUGUUGCUGACGCUUCAGUUAUCCCAGAAAUAACGGACUAUACAAACGCAGCGACAAUCAUGAUAGCAGAGAAAGCUGCCGACCUGAUCAAAAGUGAUAUUAACCAGCCAGUGUAGAGUCAAAAGUGAUAUUAACUAGCCACUGUGGAGUCAAAAGUGAUAUCAACCACUGUAGUGAUAACAAAAGGAAAAACAUUAGAUCUCGUGGGGAAGGAAUAAGAUUACUAAAAAAUAAAGCUAAAACACAGGAAUUGUUUCUAACAUAUUUUAUUUCUCGCUUCUGUUUAAUGCUGACAUUUCUGCCUGCCUUGUAUUUCAUGAUAUUUUAAGCUUACAAAAUUCAAAAUUUGGAAAGGGACACAGAAAACAACUUUACCUAAGGAUUCAAUUCCUAUAAGUAAUACUGAUUCAUAUACAGUGAAACCUGUCUUAUCCGGCAUGCUGAGGGAAAUAAAAACAAUGUCGGAUUAGGCAGUGUGUCGGAUUACCCAGUGUUGAAUAUUUCUGAGCAUUAUCAUU
Saccostrea echinata is the source of this 2462-nucleotide messenger RNA. Its product is annotated as L-sorbose 1-dehydrogenase-like. The transcript has 12 exons. Lineage: Eukaryota; Metazoa; Mollusca; Bivalvia; Ostreida; Ostreidae. The record is from RefSeq and is a predicted model, not a curated record. Gene Ontology annotation, molecular function: oxidoreductase activity, acting on CH-OH group of donors; flavin adenine dinucleotide binding. Bases 279 to 2060 code for a protein of 593 amino acids.